Myripristis murdjan (pinecone soldierfish) is the source of this 984-nucleotide messenger RNA. Its product is annotated as trace amine-associated receptor 13c-like. Gene Ontology annotation, cellular component: membrane. The record is from RefSeq and is a predicted model, not a curated record. NCBI's taxonomy places the organism in Eukaryota, Metazoa, Chordata, Actinopteri, Holocentriformes, Holocentridae. Gene Ontology annotation, molecular function: trace-amine receptor activity. The transcript is spliced from 2 exons. Gene Ontology annotation, biological process: G protein-coupled receptor signaling pathway. The coding region runs from base 1 to 984 and encodes 327 amino acids.
AUGGAAACCCUGGAAGGAGCUGAGCUCUGCUUCCCAGAACUCCUCAACACCUCCUGCAGGAAGAAGGUGCGUCCUCACUCCGAGGCCACGCUGCUCUACAUUCUGCUGUCCUGCAUCUCUUUGCUCACUGUGGCUCUCAACGUGCUGGUCAUCAUCUCCAUUUCUCACUUCAGGCAGCUCCACACCCCCACCAACCUCCUCCUCCUCUCCCUGGCUGUCUCAGACCUCCUGUGUGGCCUCCUGCUGCCAGUUGAAUUCCUCUUCGCAGAGGCCUGUUGGCUAUUUGGGGACCUUGUCUGUACAUUGUCAUUCUUUCUUGUCUUUUCUGUCAUCUCUGUGUCUGUAGGAAACAUGGUGCUCAUAUCAGUCGACCGUUAUGUGGCUAUUUGUUACCCUCUGCGUUAUCCCACCAAAAUGACACACAGAAGAGUUCAAAUCUGUGUUUGUCUGUGUUGGCUCAUUUCGGCCUUCUGCAGCAGUCUGACUAUUAAUGAUCUCUUGAUACAACCAGGCAGGUAUAAUUCCUGCGUUGGAGAGUGUGUGGUUGUCCUUAACUACAUCGCAGGAACUGUUGACCUUGUUUUAUCAUUUAUUAUUCCCUUUACUAUCAUCAUAGUUCUAUACAUGAGAGUAUUUGUGGUGGCUGUGUCUCAGGCUCGUGCCAUGCGAUCUCAGACUGUGGCUGUCACACACCAGCGUUCAGGGACUGUUAAGAAAUCAGAGAUGAAAGCAGCCAGGACUCUUGGGGUUGUCAUCAGUGUUUUUGUAAUGUGUUUCUGUCCAUAUUACUGUGUCACUCUUGCAGGAGAGAACAGCUUGGUGAGUGCUUCAUCUCUGUUCUUUUUUAUCUUUCUUUUCUAUCUUAGCUCUUGUUUAAAUCCUGUUAUCUAUGCCUUUUUCUAUCCAUGGUUUAGAAAAGCAAUUAAACUCAUUGUUACACUUCAGAUACUGCAGCCUGGCUCCCAUGAGGCCAACAUACUGUAG